AUUUCAUUAUUGAAAGGAAAAAGAAAAAGAAAAAGUAAAGAAAACAAAAGAAAUCGAAACCGAAACCCAAACCGAAACUCUGCCCCCAAAUCCAUUGACCCGUGUGGAAUGGCAAAGGGAAAAAAUCGAGAAUUUUGUCUAUAAACCCCGAACGACCCCAUCGACUGAUCACGAUGAGCUGAUCAUGAUCAGCUCGAACGGAAUCGAAAUCAACUUUUUAGAUCUGGAAACUGUGGACUGAAUCUGAAACCCUAAAACAAUCGGCAUGGGACCGGAACCGGAACCCGGCGUCUGCGGAAGGUAACUGCUCGUAAUUCUGAUCAAGAUCGCCAGAUCUUUGUCUGGAAACCCUUCGUUUUGACGAUUUCGGACUUUGUUCUGGUUGGGACUUUAAAAUCUUGGUUUCUGACCCCAAGAACCCCUUUGGUUGGGGGCUGAUUUAGAGAUCUUAGAUAUCAUUUGUUGGUUGUUGGAGACAAAUAUUCUCCUGGCUGGAUAUUGUUUGCCUGUAACUGUAAAAAAGUUCGGAGGAAUUUGACUGGAUUCUGGGAAUUUUGUUUUAUUGUGAGGUCUGAAUUGACUUUCCGUUGAUUUUUGAUUAUUCCGAGGUAUUGAACCUAGUGUACUAGUUGAUUGUUGUGGGAAGUGGAUCUUGAAAAGUACCCGCUUUCAGCUCGCUAAUUGUUCUGUAUAAUCAUAUUGGUUGUUGUUAAACAUGCAUCCGAGGAAUAGGAGUCCUGGAAAUGGGUAUAGGGGUACUUCUAUGGGAUUGGGAGGUGUAGCUGCGGCCUCUCGGGUUUCCUCUGAAAGCUCGAUCAGAGGUCGUGGGAUGUAUAAUUCAGAGUAUAGGGGCUAUAAUCGUGGUUUUGGGCGGGGACAGCCAAAACCAUUCCAAGUGCCACAGCCUCCACCUCGUCGGGGAGACAUUUUUAUGGAGGCUGGUCGUCUAGCAACUGAAUAUUUGGUGUCUAAGGGGAUGCUGCCGCCAAAUGUGCUCUCUGGGAAGUGGCAAAAUGGCAGUUUGAAGAACCAGGUAGGGGAUUUUCAGGGGUUUAGGCAGCAGGAAGCAGAUGGCUUGCAUCUUCUUCCUGAGGGCAGAACCACUGCUUUUGCUCGUCUGGGAAAUGUGGUUGAUUCAGGGCCCGAUAGGAGAAGGUUUUCUGAUGAAUAUAAUCCAACUGGGUCUAGAAAUUACAUGAGAGGUCGAAGGAGGAUGGGAUCCAUCAGGAAUUAUGGCUCAGAUUGGGGCCGAGAAAUGGCAAGGAGUAGUUCCUGGUCAGAUAAAGCCAGGGCUUCUCCAGAUAUAGAAGGCGAGGAUAAUACGUCAAGUGGAUAUCAGGAAGAGCAACAAGCUGGUAAUGAAAAGUCACGUUCAAGUGAAAUAGCAUCUAAAAAGGAAGCUGUCGGUGAUUCAGAGUCCAUGCUUGAGCAUUUGAAGCUCCAGGAUGGCACAGUCACAAAACUGAGUUCUGUAAUUGAUGAAGAGCCCCCAUCUGAGACUGAGGCUGAUUUGGAAUUCAGUAAGAGGUCUGACAAUGUGGAAUACUCAAAUGAAGAGACCAUUGAGGUGAAGGACAGCACAGGCAGUGACCAGGCUGGGAAACAAAACGCCUUGGAGGAUAUACCCAUUAAGCAUUCUGUAGGGGAGGGUGAUUCUAUGAAUAGGAAUUCUGGUAAUUUGUUAAGUCUUUGCAGAUUUGCCAAAGUGCCUACAAAAACCCGCUCUUCCUUGACAACGAAGGGUUCGAAAGUUAAUUCAGUUCCAGUCAGUGAGGAGGAACAUAAUCAUACUUUGCAACAAGGAGGACAGAAUUAUGAAAUGGGUCCUCCAAUUGAAACUGAGGUUCCCCUUAAUAAUGUUUCUGUUGGUUGCUCCUCAAUUGAUGCAUCGUCAAGUCAAGUUGGAAGUUCGAAACAUCUUGAUUCUAGUAUAGCAAAGGAGUUACCUGUCAUAUCUGCAGAGGAAGCUGGAGAAAUAGGUCCCAUCAACAAUGAAGAAGGAAAAUGCAUUCAGUCUCAUUCUUUCCCAGACAUGUCUCUCGUGAACCAGCAAGAAUCAUUUGAGGGGCCACCUGGGUUUGGAAGUAGCAGCUCCAUGAUUAUGGAAAGGGGUGAGAAACGAGCUGUACAAGACGGUGAUAACAGCAGGGACAGGGAGGGAAUUAAGAAACCAAGAGAAUGGCCCCCCUCAUUAGUUACUCAAACUGAUGAAUACUUGCACACGUCUAACUUGAAAGGUAAACAACUGAGCUCACAAGAAGGUACGAGUUCACUUGGCAAGGAAGUGAUCUUGGCCACGGACCAAGAUAGGCCAUUGGAUGUUUCUCUUUUUCAGGGAGGUGAUGCUGGACCAUGCAUGGAGUAUACAGAAGAGAAGCAACUUUUUCCAAGUUCAUUUAAGACUUGCGAUCUUAAUCUUAUGGAAACUUCUGAAGCAAAUGAAAGCACUGAUCCUAAUCCCAUUCUUAUUUUCCCGUCUAUUCCAGAAAGACAAAAAGAAGCAACAACAGUGGUUGGUGUUGAUUUAUCCAUAAGUAAUAACUGUGACUUAUCUGCUCAGUACGGUAGGCAUGGUUCAGAUGGCAAAGAGGUUGAGUUGAUUGAUUUGGAAAAUGAUUCUGAACGAGCAGACAAGGUCUUCAGUAACUCAGAGAGGAAGGGAGAAACUGUAUAUACAGGUUUGGAGGUCUUUUCUGAUCAUGCACAGAAUCCCAAUGGCAUGCCUGAUGUUCAGGAUGGUUAUGGGCUUAUGCUCUCAGAGUUGCUUGGAACUGAUAUCUCCAAUUGUUCAUCUGUACCAGCUGACAUUUCUAUACACAAUGAGAUGGCCCUUCAUAAUGGAGAGGGGAUUCUUGGUGACGAUGACUCAAUAUACAUGUCCCUGGGAGAAAUACCAAUAAGUAUGCCAGAAAUUUAAUUUAAUGGCUUGUUGCGGGUCUGGGAGCCGCCAACACAGGAUUAUGGGAAGCCCUUUUAAACUACUAUUUGUUCAGCUGUCACUCAGGACUAUCAUAGGAGUUGGUAUGCUUAGUAUUAGUAAUUGUGGUUUCUUAGCUGUAUUCUCUAGCUUUAUUGUAGUUAAACAUUAUCCUGUUUGCUUGUUUGAUUUCGCUCGUGAUGGUUCAAGGAAACAUGCUUUCCUUGUAGGAUUCCAAAGAUGUUGACUGCUUUCUUUUUUUAUUUGCUGUUGCUUUCUCAUCUUUGUAUGAGAAAUCAGCAAUAAAAUUGAUAAGAAGAAAUGUUUAUGUGUU
This is a messenger RNA of Diospyros lotus (date-plum), 3251 nucleotides long. RefSeq lists its product as uncharacterized. The record is from RefSeq and is a predicted model, not a curated record. The transcript has 4 exons. The coding region runs from base 716 to 2917 and encodes 733 amino acids. NCBI's taxonomy places the organism in Eukaryota, Viridiplantae, Streptophyta, Magnoliopsida, Ericales, Ebenaceae.